AUGGAUGACACCGAUGAGAUUUUCACGGAGCCUGAUGAAUUCCUAGACGGUCACAAACCGUCGGCAUCGCCCUACAAUUCCCCCUUCCGCUCCACUCGGCUGCCCAUCCAGAGGAGCAAUGUGUGCUCUCGGGCAUACUUCGUUGUGGUCAUGGUCUUCUUUCAUGUGUACAUACUGAAUGUUAUCGCCCUGCUGCUCUACGUGCACUACAACAACGGACCCGGGGACCUUGUCAGCAGAGACGGGCCGCCGUCGGUGUCGGUGACUGAGCGUGAAAGCUCCUUGCCUCACGCUGCCCCAGCAUCCAGAGAGCUGCACGAGGAGGACUACGUUUCAAGCUUCAGUCUUCCUCGUCUUGAGGGGAUACGCGUAGGGUAUGUCCAACAGGUGUCCCUCACGCCAGACAGAACACAUGAGAUGAAGACGCUGAGCCUGAAACCUCUGCUCUUUGAAAUCCCUGGCUUCCUGUCAGAAGAAGAGUGCCGUGUGGUGGUGCAGCUGGCUCAGCUAAAGGGUCUCAUGGACAGCCAGGCCCCAUCAACCAGCCAAGGACAAGAGGAGCCCAACCAGCCUCUACUUUCUCUUAGUACAGAGGAGAUCUUCAGUCUUUUAGACCUGAACCAGGAUGGGCUGCUGCAGAAGUUUGAGAUUGUGAGUCACUCACAUUCUAGAGAUGGAACUUGGUUGAGUCCAGAAAGUUUACGGCAGAUACUUGCCGGACUGGAAGCCCAUCAGACAGGGAUGCUUACACUGGAGGAUUUUAAGAGAGUGUACAACGUGUCCAAAAGCCCCGGAAAACAGCGAAGUGGGAAGAUUCUGAGUCAGUUCAAACAAAGAAGCAAACAUGCAUGGCUUUACCAGGGCCUGGGAUCCCACCUUGUCCUGCAAACACUCAGGAAUAGAGUAAUAGGUCUGACGCGUCUGCCCUCUUCAUUGGUUGAGCUGAGUGAGCCGCUGCAAGUGUUACGCUAUGAGCUUGGUGACUUCAGUGAUGCCCACCACGAUAGUAACCCUUCUCAUUCAGAAACUACAUGUGCACAUACACGACUGGCAGGAAACACAUCUGCUCUCACGGAGGUCUCGUGUAGAUAUGUUACUGUGUUGUUCUACCUUAACUCUUUGGAGGAGGGCGGUGAGACAACUUUUCCUGUGGCAGACAAUCGAACAUAUGAAGAACAAGCACUAGUCCAGGAUGGUGUGGAUUUGACAGACACCCAGGAGACAUGUGGCAGAGGAAAUCUCAGAAUAAAACCUACUGCUGGGACUGCUCUCCUCUGGUACAACCACCUUUCUGAUGGCAGAGGGUGGAUGGGUGAGCUUGAUGAGUAUUCCUUGCAUGGCGAUUGCCCUGUCAGGCACGGGGUGAAGUGGUUGGCCAACAGCUGGGUAAAUGUGGACCCAGACCACCAGAUGCAGGCCCGCUACCAGAGACUAGUUGCUCAGAAGCAUCAAGUAAAGUCAGGCUUGGAGGAACACUACCAACCUCUCUCACACAGCGACCUCCACCAGGAUCUAUAGCCAGGUUUUCUGAUGACAGUGUAAAUCAUUUUAAAUGUCAGCCAGGCACCAAUGAAACUACUGAGGUCUGACAAAACUUUUGUCUGAGGCUGGACUUGAUAUGAAAAAGACAUUGCACACGUGUUUUCAUUAGUAAUCAGUAAAUGUCUUACAUUAUACUGCAUUAUUCAAGCUUUAAGUGUCUUUGAUGUCCAUCUACAUUUGCUUAACACAUAUGAUAUAGAUUUGUGGGGAGUAAAUUCAUUAGUUUUUUUCACAGUUCAUUUAUAGUACAUGAAAGAAUUAAAAAAAAAUAAAGUCAAUCUUUCUUAGUUCUCACCUUACAGAAAAUUGCAGAUCACAGGAAUAACCUGUCCAUUGGUAGCUGAAUACAGGUUGGAAGACAGUAGUUAUAGCCUGCCUGUUUUGUAUGUUUGUUAGACUGCUGCCCUACUCUUACAGGUCAGUGCUUUUAAUCAUAGAAUCAAAGCCUUUUGUUCCAGACAGUAUCACAAUAUUUACAUAUGAAUAGUUUCCUGAAGGAAACUGUGUGGCAUCCUUGUCUGUUCUGUUAGUCACUUUUUCAGGGAUUAUAAGGGUUUUAUCGUGAAAUGUUAUGUAAUGUGUUUGCCAUAACUUCAAUUGCUAGACUGCUAUAGAUUGAAAGAAAAUAUUUCUUCUUGGUGGUGGUUGUUGAAGCCAUUCAGGUGUAUUUUACUUUUAGAUGAUAUUUAGAUUUUAUUUAUUCACACAACUCAAAUGUUUUAUUGUUUGAGUAUUUAUUUGUCUCUUAAAUUAUUUAAGUUAAAUGACUGCCUAUUUAUUUAUUUACAGCGUGAUAUUGCACUGAACUUGUCACUGUAUUUGUUCUAUCUUAUAUUAUAAACUCGUUUUAUUA
Betta splendens (Siamese fighting fish) is the source of this 2395-nucleotide messenger RNA. RefSeq names its product transmembrane prolyl 4-hydroxylase-like. Gene Ontology annotation, biological process: peptidyl-proline hydroxylation to 4-hydroxy-L-proline. Lineage: Eukaryota; Metazoa; Chordata; Actinopteri; Anabantiformes; Osphronemidae. The record is from RefSeq and is a predicted model, not a curated record. The transcript is spliced from 9 exons. Bases 1 to 1518 code for a protein of 505 amino acids. Gene Ontology annotation, molecular function: procollagen-proline 4-dioxygenase activity; iron ion binding; L-ascorbic acid binding. Gene Ontology annotation, cellular component: endoplasmic reticulum.